AUGUAACGAUAAGACUCAUUAAAGAAUCAGGAAAUGAUACUUCGAUUCCUUAACUUUUGUGCUACCUUAAUUUAAAAGAAUGUGAAGGGAUACAUUUAAAGAUAGAGACAUAAAAUUAUUAUGAUGCAUAUCAGAAGAUUCAAAGCCAUUUUAAAUGGAUUUAUUUAAGGUUGUUCAUCUUUUCUAUUUAUAAGGAUAUAGAACUAGAUAAAUUAUGAAAGUUCCUGAUGUAGCUAAGUUAAAACAAAAUAUUAUAGAAACUGAUGAUGGAAGUAAAUAUCUAAAUAAUUAUAUUAAGCAUAUGGAAAUCCAUAAAUUAGAUAAAAAAAGAUAAGAUUAAUAAAAAUGAUUGAAAACUAUUUACAUAAUGGACAAUUUUAUAAAAAACUUAAAAGAAUCAAAAGUUCUUAAAAAUAAUUCCUUCCUAAUCAAUGGUUAGAUAACGAAUUUGUUACUUAAGACUUUAAAUAAUAAUAAAACUAUUACAAACAACCUUAAAAAUAGACUCUAUAAUAAAAUUAAGUUGAAUAAUAAUAUUAUGACUAAUAAAUACAAAAUGAAUAUUCCGAAUAACAAUAAGGAUAUUGUUAAGAAUAUAUAUAAUAACAAUCAUAAAUUCAUGAGAAAAGUUAUUCAAAUUAAAAUUUGUCAAGAUAAUAUAAUCAACCUUAAAGAUUAGAUUAUUAAUAAGAUGAAAGACCAUUGAAUUCUAAAAAUUAAUAAAAUUUAGCUGUUUAAGAUAGGAGAACACCUGAAAGAAAUUCUUUCGAUGAUGACAGACCUAUAUGUGGAAAAGGUAAAUAUACUUAUGCUGAAGAUGAUAGACCAAUCAAUGGAAAAAAUGCAAAUAAUCAAAACUAUUUUGAAGAUGAUAGGCCCAUAACAACGAAAAAUAUGAAUAAUUAUUAUGAUGAUGAUAGACCUAUAAAUGCAAAAAAUAAUAAUUCAUAAUAUAAUUAUCUAGAAGAUGAAAGACCAAUAAAAAAAGGAAAAGAUAAAUUUUAAAUAGAUUAAGAAUAUUAAGAAAAUGAUAGACCUAUAGCUAAAACUGGAUAAUAUUAAUAAUUUGAAGAUGAUAGACCAUUAGGUGGUAAAGGUUAAUAUAAUUUACCUGCUGAUGACAUACCUAUAAAUGGAAAAGGUACAUAUGGUAGUUAUGAGGAUGAAGCUCCUCCUAAAAAAUAGAAGUAACCUCAAAGAAAAAAAAAUGAAUAAAAAAAGGAAAGUAAAUAAUAAGAUGAUCCAUAAUAAAAUAUAUAUGAUAAUUAAAAUGAAAAUGAACCACCACCUUUUGGAAAAAUAUAAAAUGAAGAUUAAAAUAAUUAGGAGAAACCCAAACAAAAAAAGAAAGAUCCUAAACUUUUAGAAAAUCUUAAAAAAAGAACCAAAUAUGAUCCUAGAAAAGCAAUUUAAGAAGCUAAAAAAAAAUAAGAAGAAUAGUAAUAAAUUGAUUAAGCUGAUAUAGAAGAAGAAGUAGUUGAAUAAUAAGAAAAGGAAGCUGAAUCAUAACCAUAAUAAUAAAUACUUCAGAAAAAGUAGGUUUUAUCAUAAAAAAAUCUAUAAGAUAAAUAAUAAUAAUAAUUAUCACCUAAACCAAGUAAAAUCAAUUUUAGUGCUACCCCUGAAAGAUAAACUCCCACAAAAGAAUUAAUAGGAGAAUGCUCUCCUAAAGAUGAUGCAUCCGAUUAAAAACCUAAAAAUUUUUUAAAAAGAAAAUCUAAAUAAAUUCCAUUAAAAAAUCCAAAAGUAGAUCCUAAAACAGUUAAAUCUAAAGUUAAAAAUUGCUGGAAUGCUGGAAACACUUUGGAUGAUCCAGAAUUUGAUGGAAAUGAAGAUAUCCCUUAAAGCCCUAAAGCAUAAAUUAAUAAUAAAUCUCCAUCCAGAAGAUUUGAAUAAAAGGGAUAAGAUUAAUAAUAUAAUUACUAAUAAUAAUAACAAUAAUAAUAAUAAUAAUCAUAGUUAUAACAAUAAUAAUAAAUACUAUAAUAAUAAUAGAUUUAAUAAAAUAAAUCAUAAGGGCCCUUGCAUGUGUAAGUGUAAUUAGUAUAGGAGAAUUAAUCAUCAUAUUAAAUAAAUCCGAGUCAUUAAGCUAAUAUUAUGUAAUAGUAAAAAAAAUAGUCUAUUUAACUUGAUGAAUUGGAAAGAGCCUAUUAUUCAAAAUAUUCAUAAAAAUUAGAAAGUAUUAUCAAUUGAUUAGUAUUUUAGCUACUAAAAUGAAUCUUAAGGUAUUAGAUGAAGAGAGAUAAUCAAUUUCUAGAGGAGUUCCUAUAAUUACAAAUAAAUCCAGAUUUUUUACCUCAUUUAGAGUUAAUGAUUUUGAAAGACUCUUGGCUUAGUUAGAGGAUUAAUAUAAUAAAUUGCAAAUAUCAAAAUGA
This is a messenger RNA of Paramecium sonneborni, 2375 nucleotides long. NCBI's taxonomy places the organism in Eukaryota, Ciliophora, Oligohymenophorea, Peniculida, Parameciidae. The record is from the annotation of a GenBank genome assembly.